Cyprinodon tularosa is the source of this 1569-nucleotide messenger RNA. RefSeq names its product canopy FGF signaling regulator 4 (gene cnpy4). Gene Ontology annotation, cellular component: endomembrane system. Bases 91 to 624 code for a protein of 177 amino acids. Gene Ontology annotation, molecular function: signaling receptor binding. Lineage: Eukaryota; Metazoa; Chordata; Actinopteri; Cyprinodontiformes; Cyprinodontidae. The transcript has 3 exons. The record is from RefSeq and is a predicted model, not a curated record.
CAUGCGCAGUAGAGCGUUCAAUAAAGAUUCCGAUGUGGCCAAAACAAGACUCUAACCUUCUAAUCUCUCCUUUUUAAUCAGGUAUUCAAAAUGAAAGCGUUUAUUCUGGCUGUGGUUUUUGCAUGUGGCUUUGCUGCAGGGAGUGAAGACGAGAGGCUGCCUAAUAAAUGUGAAGUGUGUAAGAUUCUGACUACGGAGCUGCAGGAGGCUCUGGAGAAAACGGGUCGGUCCAAAGAGGUGCUGGAGGUGGGAGAGGUGUUGGACACGGGCAAGAGGAGGAGGAAGAUUAGAUACAACACCUCAGGGUCCAGCUUCUUGCCAAUCACAAAGCCGGCUUGCCUCACCAGUUUGUUCAGUCUGGAUGUGUCCUUCAUGGAUGUGCUGCUCCCCCCGCACAGUGUAGAAGAGGACACUGGCAACCACAGGCUGGUAGAACUUCUCGAGCAGCUUAUUGCAGAUUUUCAACGACCUCAGUCUCCUCAGGAAGUACAUCCUGCCCCUAGUCUUCCUGUGCAGCUGGUUGGUGAGUGUUUGACCAGUCCAGUUUACUAUCCAGCCACACCCAAAGGUAUUUGUAUGAAUCCACAGCUUCCACCUCAGCCCCCUCCAGUAGUACGGGCUUAGUCUUUGGUCCAUUCCUCCCAUAGUCUAUGACCAGCUCAUUUUUCUGGAGAUGUUACUUCUAGGUGGUUGGUGCGGCACCAGGUGGCAAAGUCCCCCACCUCUCUGUUGUCACUGAUACAAUCCACAAUGGCGGUGUCAUCUUCGUACUUCUGUACGUGACACAGCUCAGAGUUGUAACAGAAGUCAGAGGUGUAUAAGGUUAAGAGGACAGGGCCCAGCACUCUGCUCUGGGGGGUCUCCAGUGCUGCUGAUCAGUUUCAGAGAUUGUGUCUUUCAGCCUGACAUACUGUGGCCUGUCUGUGAGGUAGCUGGAGAUCCAUGCCACCAGGCGGGGGUCCACUCCCAUUCUAUUCAGUUUAUCUCUUAGCUCAGUUUGUUUCAACACCUUGAUGGAAAAUGGACAAAGAGUCCAAGGUUGCAUGGUUAAAGUCACCCAAAAUGAUUAGAAAUGUAAUAAGGUUCUGAUUUUGUAGUCAGGCUGUGGCAGCGUGUAUCUCCUCACAUUCAGUGGCUGAGCAGCUCUUGGGGGGAAUGUAAGCACAGUCAUGUGACGGAAUUCCCUCGGCAGAUAAUAUGGCUGCAUGCCAACGGCUAACAGCUCGAGGUCCCGGCAGCAUAACACAGUCUUUACAGAGGUAUGUCCUGAGUUACACCAGCGGUGGUUGAUAAACAUGAUCAGGCCCCACUAGCUUUGGUGUCUCUGUCGGCUCUCACUGCAGUGAAUCUCAGGAGGUCCACAUUACCUUCCGCUACGAGGUGGUUUAGCCUUUUCUUGGUGAAAUCAGCAGGCCGCUCUCUAAAUUUGCAGGUUGUUCAGUGCAGUCAGGUCGUCAGUCUUGUUAGACAUCGAGUUCACAUUCCCCAUGAUUAUAGAGGGGAUUAACGGUUUGUGGCUCCUCGAAUUCUCUGCUAGCCUAGCCCGAUACUUAUGCUCUCUGUCCCCGU